AUGGACGCCGCCUUCCGGGAGGCCGCCCUCAAGGGCCCGCUCUGGGAGCAAGUCUCCAGGCGGCUGGCGGAGAUGGGGCACACGAGGAGCGCCAAGAAGUGCCGCGAGAAAUUCGAGAACACGCCGCCACCUGCGGCGCAGCGCGUCGAGCACGGGGCCAAGAACGUGAUCAUCAACGGCAACGGCCAUGGGAACGGUGCGGCCAUGCAAGUGAAGGCCAGCAAUGGCGCUGGUGCUGCGGCGAUGUUCCCCUCCCCCGUCCAUGCCGCCGGCAACGGAGGCAACAACGGCACGGCGACGAACAAAGUGGAAUCCAAGCCUGAAGGCAUUGCGAAGGAGACGGCGCCGGUGCAGCCGGCCGUGGCCAUGAACCACAGCUACGGGCGCAACGACAGGAGGGACGUGUACGACCUGGACAGCGACAGCAUGGAGGAGGACGAGGAGGACGACUUCGACGACGACGACGAGGAGGAAGACCAAGACGGCGUCCCCGGCGGCUGCAACAUUAACAUGCCGCCGGCGCAGUACGACGCCCACUUCCUCCAAAGGCAGCAUCAGCAACAACAACAGCAGAACCACAACCACGGCAACAACCACAACGUCGUCCGGCCCAACGCGGUGAACGGCAGCGGCAACCCGCCGGCGGGCAACGCCACACCUUCAUCUGCCCCGGCGACAAGCGGGACGCCAUUCCUGGGCAUGGUCCAGUGA
Triticum turgidum subsp. durum (durum wheat) is the source of this 711-nucleotide messenger RNA. NCBI's taxonomy places the organism in Eukaryota, Viridiplantae, Streptophyta, Magnoliopsida, Poales, Poaceae. The record is from the annotation of a GenBank genome assembly.